Phlebotomus papatasi is the source of this 1431-nucleotide messenger RNA. Its product is annotated as rRNA methyltransferase 3, mitochondrial. The transcript has 3 exons. Gene Ontology annotation, molecular function: RNA methyltransferase activity; RNA binding. NCBI's taxonomy places the organism in Eukaryota, Metazoa, Arthropoda, Insecta, Diptera, Psychodidae. Gene Ontology annotation, biological process: RNA processing. The record is from RefSeq and is a predicted model, not a curated record. The coding region runs from base 221 to 1393 and encodes 390 amino acids.
AGCCACAGAGGCGCUGAUGGCGCUCGCGAGGAAAACGGAAACGCGGAGGGUUUGUUUAUUUUGAGUAUUUCGACUUUUAUCCCAAUUUCUUGGAUUUGUUGAAUACGGGAAAGUUAUUAAUUUUACCAAGGAAGCCUAUGGCAAUAUACACAACCUAUGGUUCAUAAGGAACUAUUAAAAAUUUCCUAGAAAACAGUGAUUGAAGUGAACUAACCUCAAAAUGCAGAUAUUCAGGAUUGCCUCCGGGGCCUCCGGAUUAUUUUCUCCAAGGAAUUUCGCACCUGCGGCAAGUGUAGCCUUCAGAAUCUUCUCUUCAACAUCAGGAGGUUUUCCCAAAGAAGUCACAGAUGUGGAGAAGUUGGAAGAGGAUUUAUUUGGUCGGGAAAUUCCGCAGAAUUGGACAGAAAAACGAGAGAAGCGUUACAGGCAUCAGAAGAAGCCCAAAUCCACAGAGAAAUCACAAAAUACUGACGGCGGUGACCAGAAAAUUGACAAAAGCACAAAUCUGGCCUACCGAGAUCUGAAAUUCCGAGACCCAAUCAUCAGAGACACAAUGAUGCUGCUGCGGUCAGGAAAGCGGCAGAAGAAAGGACGAUUAUUGCUUCUGGAGGGUCGAAGAUUGAUUGAAGACGCCCUCAAGUCUAACAUGCAGAUGAAGAAGCUAUUUUUCAGUCGUCCGGAAGAGCUGGAGGAGCUAUCGGAUCUUCUAAAAUAUUCACCACACUCCCAGCUCUUCAGAGUAACCUACAGAGAUUUAUCUCUUUGGUCGCAAUUGACUACUUCUCCGGGAAUCUUAGCCAUUUUUGAGCGCCCCACGAGUAUUCAGUCAAGAGCAAAGAACAUUUUCCCAAUCUCCGUAAUCUGUGACAAUAUCAGGGAGCCAAAUAACCUUGGGAGUGUCAUCAGGAUCUGUGCAGCUCUUCCCUGCAGAGAAGUUCUUGUCAUGAAGGGCUGCACAGAUCCUUUUGACGGCAAAAGCCUCAGAGGCGGAGCUGGAGGGCAGUUCCACGUACCAUUGAGGUAUCCUGUUAAUUGGGAAGAUCUGCAGGAAAUUCUUCCUGAGGACAAUUCAGUUUUUGUGGCUGAGAACAACGUUGAGAAAGCAUUGAACUUUACAGAGAAAAAGCCUUUGGAUGUAGCUGAAUUUUCCCUUCCUGAACAGAAUCCUGGCCAUCACAUGACUCUCAUAAUUGGUGGGGAAACGCAUGGGAUAUCCGAAGAGGGCUAUAGACUGAUGAAGCUGUACAGGAAUAGCGCUUGUCUCCAUAUUCCUCUGUCGGAGUGUGUUGAGAGCCUCAAUACAGCUUCUGCCUUGGCAGUCAUUCUAUUUGAGCUCCGCCGGAAGCUCCUGGAGAAGAGGAAACUUGAAAAUUAUGUUCAACAAGAGAAAUAAAAAUCCGUUGAUUUGUAGUAAAACAUAGAAAUUUUAAA